UGAAAAUUCUAUAAUCCUUGGCGGUCCCAGCAAGAAGCUUCUUGCCCACAUUGACUUGGACGAUGCAAACAACUGCACAGCUGCAGCUAACUUCAACUUCAAUUGCAAUUCGUCUUCUCCACCUCUAAUCAAACACCUUCCCUCCAUAAUUUGAAACAAACAACUCAAUAGAAUUUCUCUCUUUGGCUUUUGAGACGCUUCAUCAUGAGCUUUCAAGAUCUUGAGGCUGGAAGGCCUUUCCUUCAAAAGAAGCCAAAAGAAAAAGACCCUUCUCAAGCUGUGGCCGCUGGGAUUUUCCAAAUCAAUACCGCCGUUCACUCCUUCAACCGCUUCGUCAGUUCCCUUGGAACUCCCAAAGAUACCAUCGAAUCGCGUGAGAAAUUGCACAAGACAAGACAACGUAUUGGAGAACUGGUGAAAGAAACUUCUGCUAAGCUUAAGGAAGCCAGUGAAACUGAUCAAUAUGAAGAAGUUAGCCCUGCUAAAAAGAUUAGAGAUGCUAAGCUUGCAAAAGAGUUUAGGAAUGCUCUUAACGAAUUUCAGAAGUCCCAAAGGCUUGCAGCUGAGAGGGAAACUAUGUAUGCUCCUUUUGUUCCUAAAGUUCUUCCACCCAGCUAUGGUGCCCAUGAGAUUGAUCAAAGUUCAUCAAAGAGUUCUGAGCAGCAAUCUCUUAUUCUGGAAUCUAGAAGACAGGAGAUUGUAUUGUUGGACGAUGAGAUUGCAUUUAAUGAAGCUCUUAUUGAAGAACGAGAGCAAGGGAUUAAAGAAAUUCAGCAUCAGAUUAGUGAAGUAAAUGAGAUAUUCAAGGAUCUAGCUGUCUUGGUACAUGAGCAAGGAGUUAUGAUUGAUGAAAUUGAUUCGAACAUUCAGAAUUCUCAUGCUGCAACCACACAAGCUACUUCCGAACUUGCAAAAGCUUCCAAGCUGCAAAAAUCUAAUUCAUCAAUGUUGUGUUUGCUCAUUGUCAUUUUUGGGAUCAUUCUGCUCAUUGUCGUCAUAGUUAUUGUGGCCUAAGCAGCUAAUUUUGUUCUCAUCGUCUGAGCUUGAUGUGAAAGAUGGGGUAUCCUGUAUCCUAAGUGGUAUUAUUUUUCACCAGCCAGAUUGGUUCAAGGUGGGAUGACUUUACCUUAACCUCAUAGCAGAGAUAGCAGUCCACCAUUCUGGACUAGACACAGGUGGUCACUAAUGUACAGUUGUUUUUUUUUUUCUUUUUUUCUUUUUUCAGUUGGAGAAGGGUUGAAUUCCUCUAUGUUGUUGACUCUCAAUCUCUUAUUACUGGUGAUUAUGAUCACUGACAAUAAGGAAAAAUUAUCUGCCAUUCACAUUUCCUAAAAUGAUUGGUCAUGUUCUGUUGUCGCACCCAAAUAUCAUUAAAAAUUUUCUUCUCCCUUACAACUCAAA
This is a messenger RNA of Manihot esculenta (cassava), 1401 nucleotides long. RefSeq names its product syntaxin-22. Gene Ontology annotation, molecular function: SNAP receptor activity; SNARE binding. The record is from RefSeq and is a predicted model, not a curated record. Lineage: Eukaryota; Viridiplantae; Streptophyta; Magnoliopsida; Malpighiales; Euphorbiaceae. The transcript has 7 exons. Gene Ontology annotation, biological process: vesicle fusion; intracellular protein transport; vesicle-mediated transport. Gene Ontology annotation, cellular component: SNARE complex; membrane; endomembrane system. Bases 205 to 1014 code for a protein of 269 amino acids.